This is a messenger RNA of Octodon degus (degu), 2117 nucleotides long. It is a transcript of the gene Maff, whose product is annotated as MAF bZIP transcription factor F. The record is from RefSeq and is a predicted model, not a curated record. Gene Ontology annotation, molecular function: RNA polymerase II cis-regulatory region sequence-specific DNA binding; DNA-binding transcription factor activity, RNA polymerase II-specific. Gene Ontology annotation, biological process: regulation of epidermal cell differentiation; regulation of transcription by RNA polymerase II. The transcript is spliced from 3 exons. Gene Ontology annotation, cellular component: nucleus. NCBI's taxonomy places the organism in Eukaryota, Metazoa, Chordata, Mammalia, Rodentia, Octodontidae. The coding region runs from base 365 to 865 and encodes 166 amino acids.
GCGCGUGUGUGCAUUGAGUGUGCGUGUGUCGCGCGCUUUUCUUGGAGCCUGUGUGUUCCUCUCGGAGGGCGUGUCCUAGGGUGACCGCAGCAGUAAAUGCGGAACGAGGACCUGAGCUAGGGAAGCCACCCAGCCCCGGUCACACGGAGACUGGAAAUUCUCGCCUAAACCGCCCCUUUGCCACCAGCCUGGACUGCCUAGUUUCUGCUGUCCCUGGAGUUUCCCAGGGCCCUAACCAUGUGACGCCAGUGGUCCCCCGCCCAGAGCUGGCGCCUGCAGCAACAGGGUGGGGCGGAGGUACCAGUGUUCCCACCCGGCUGAUCUGGGGGUGAGGUCUCCAGCCCAGAGUGUACCUGCUGCAGGCAUGUCUGUGGAUCCCUUGGCCAGCAAAGCCCUGAAGGUCAAGCGCGAGCUGAGCGAGAACACGCCGCACCUGUCGGACGAAGCGCUAAUGGGGCUGUCGGUGCGCGAGCUGAACCGGAACCUGCGCGGGCUCUCGGCCGAGGAGGUGACCCGGCUCAAGCAGCGGCGCCGCACGCUUAAGAACCGCGGCUACGCCGCCAGCUGCCGCGUGAAGCGCGUAUGCCAGAAGGAGGAGCUGCAGAAGCAGAAGUCAGAGCUGGAGCGCGAGGUGGACAAGCUGGCGCGCGAAAACGCAGCCAUGCGCCUGGAGCUCGACGCGCUGCGUGGCAAGUGCGAGGCGCUGCAGGGCUUCGCGCGGUCGGUAGCCGCGACCCGAGGGCCCGCCGCCCUUGUGGCGCCCGCCAGCGUGAUCACCAUUGUCAAGUCCGCGCCAGGCCCCGGGCCUGGUCCCGCCCCCGGCCCCGCCCCCAGCUCAAGCCCGGGCCGGGCCAGCAGCACUUAGUGCAGGCUGCGCCCCGCCCACAUCCCCAUCGUAGCCACGCCUCCCCGGCCCCUCCCUUCCUAAAGUGCCUCAGCCCAUCUCUGUUCCCAGGUCUACUUUCCCUGCCGUCCUUUGUGGAGAACACAUUCCCUUCCUGGGCUCCGACUUUCUCUUGCAGUCCCUCAAACUGGGCCCUGGGGAGGGGCACCUUUGCUAGGUUGGCAAGCAUCUGGGGCCAGGGCUUCUGUGGCUUGAAAGCCUUCUUAGACGCGGAGGGACUAGAGGUUGGAGCCAGGUCUGGGAGAGGAAGCCAUGCCCUGGAGAGUUGGGGAAACUGUUGGAAGAGGCCAACAUGCCCUCCCACCCCCCCACCCCCAUCCCGAACUCAGUGGAGCGUUGGCACCGUGGGUGACGGGGCUGUCCUGCUGGGCAGGUGCACUGAGGAGACCUUGCUUUGGGCCUGAUGGUGCCCGGCUUUCCAAAGCCCCAGGGGUCCCAGCUAGUGAGGCCCAGCUAGAUGGGGACCGCCCCCCCCCAAGCAGAUGGGAAAAUAUUCAAAGCCACCUAUCCCUUAAUGACCCAGCUGAAACCAAAACAGACUUUUUCACUGCUACUCCAGGGUUCCAACCAAAGUUUUUUUUGGGGGGGGAGGAGGGGGACGAGACAGGGACUGAUGAAGGUGUGAGAGGCCUCAGAGCCAGUGUAGCACAGCUGUCUGAUGGGUGGGGAAGAGAAGCAGAGGGAGAGAGAAGGUGACACAUGGCAGAGUGGAAAGGGGCUGGUGAGCCAGAGGAAGGGGACAGUGGAGGUGACCACUGGGAGGUGGAGAAGUGAGGAGACAGAUCCUGCAGUCCCGCAGCAUAAAGUGUAGAGAGCCCUGCGAAGUAAGGGUCCCACCAUGCCCUUGUGUCCCCUGUGGGGUGAGGGUGGCACUGCCACUGCUGUGGGGAAGCCCAGUCUGACCCCACCCUAGUCCUGUGUACACCCCCCCCAAUUAAUUAAUGCAAAAAACCUAAGUUAUUCUCCCCAGCCAGAGCCCAAAUCCUGCUCCCUGGGAAAAGAGGCAUGUGGCCCUGAGCUGGGCUUUAUAUUUUAUAUCUGCAAAUAAAUCACAUUUUAUCUUAUAUUUAGGGAAUGCCAGGUGGCAACAACUUUUUUUAGGAAACUGCCCGGCCUCCAGAAUUUAUUUAUUUUCCAACUUACAGUGAGCGACUUAUCCGCCUUCUGUAUUUUGUAGACUUUCUGAAUAAAGUCACAUUCUGUUUUCCGCAGA